GUGGUAGCCAUCACGGCCAUCACAGUGCAAGAAGACGACAUGAAGGUCAUCGUCACGGGCUUUGGCCAGUUUGGCAAGAUCGUUGAGAACCCGACGACGGCGCUCGCGCAGAAACUCGAGGGCAACGCGAAUGCGACCGCGGUCUUUGUCCUCGAGGUGUCGGCCGACGGCCUCAACGAAGCGCUCGCGCCGUACUGGGCCGAGGCCGAGGCGUCGGACGAGCCAUUUAUCUUUCUGCACAUGGGCGUGAGUCACAAGGGCACGGCGAUCAACCUCGAGCAGGUCGGGUACAACGUCGCCGACUUUCGCAUUCCGGACAUGCGCGGGUGGGAGCCGGCCGCCGAGCCGAUCGCGCCCAACGGGCCCGAAAGCUACUCGACGAGCCUGCCGGUCGAGAAGCUCGCCGCGGCGCUCGGCCCGCACACGACCGUCUCGACGGACCCGGGCCGCUACAUUUGCAACUACGUCUAUUUCAAGUCGCUCGCAGUGACCCACACCAAGGCCCACCAGCAUGCGCUUUUCGUCCACGUACCCGAGUUUACGGUCGUGAGCGAAGCCGACCAGUUGGCGACGAUCGAGCACCUCCUCGUGCUGCUGCGCGCGAUGGACGAGGCGUAAAUCCCAAUGUACGGAAGAAAGCUGUGCAUGCCAGCCAUAA
Molecule: messenger RNA, 658 nt
Organism: Saprolegnia parasitica CBS 223.65
Lineage: Eukaryota; Oomycota; Saprolegniomycetes; Saprolegniales; Saprolegniaceae
Exons: 3
Coding region: 40-618 (192 amino acids)
Biological process (GO): proteolysis
Cellular component (GO): cytosol
Molecular function (GO): pyroglutamyl-peptidase activity
Source: RefSeq, a predicted model, not a curated record